AUGGCCUUUUUGGAGAAUAUCAAGGAUCAAGCCAUCGCUCCCGAUCAUUUAAUUGCAUGGAGUGAUUCGGCAGGUGGCCAAAAUAAAAAAAAGUAUAUUGUCUGUCUAUGGCACUAUCUAAUAAAUUCAGGAGUGUUCAGAAAAAUUGACCAUAAGUUCCCUGAAGUGGGACAUACUUUCAUGAACUCUGAUAGAGACUUUGCAGCUGUUGAAAAGGCUAUCAGAAAGCACCGAUCAAUUUAUACAAUAGACCAAUACAUUUCUAUCAUGGCAGAAGCCAGGAAGAAAACACCUUUCAAUAUUACAAGAAUGGCGGACAAAUUUGUUGAUAUAAAAGAGCUUCCAAGAAAACUUGGACUCGUCGAUAGAAAAAAAACUACAACUAACGAGAAAUUUUCAUUCAGACAUGUGAGAUGGAUCCAGAUUGAGGAAUUUGGUAUAACCAAGUGA
Messenger RNA from Acanthoscelides obtectus, 450 nucleotides. NCBI's taxonomy places the organism in Eukaryota, Metazoa, Arthropoda, Insecta, Coleoptera, Chrysomelidae. The record is from the annotation of a GenBank genome assembly.